Thermochaetoides thermophila DSM 1495 is the source of this 1335-nucleotide messenger RNA. RefSeq names its product zinc finger domain-containing protein. Gene Ontology annotation, molecular function: metal ion binding. The transcript has 5 exons. The record is from RefSeq and is a predicted model, not a curated record. The coding region runs from base 1 to 1335 and encodes 444 amino acids. NCBI's taxonomy places the organism in Eukaryota, Fungi, Ascomycota, Sordariomycetes, Sordariales, Chaetomiaceae. Gene Ontology annotation, cellular component: nucleus.
AUGGCAACGGAAGAGGAGCGCGAGAUGAUGGAGCGCAUCAAGCGCCUGACUGACCAGAUCCAGCUUCAUAAAAGUCAGCAGCAGGCGGCGGCAGCGGCGGGACAAAACCCCCCGCCGUAUUAUCGAUCGCAUCAUCACCCGGGCUAUCCGUCCUCAUGGCGUCGAGGUGGUUUUCCCCAUCGCGGUGGCCACUCGGGGGCUCGAAUGCCACUUUACCGCAACAAGACACUCAUCUUAAACCGUGGACCCCAGCAAAAUCAGCAAACAGCGACGGCAGAGGCGGAUUCUGGAGCUACCUCGGAUGCAUCCACAACCUCGUGGAUUACCAAAACUGAUCGCCACCUACAAUUGAUUAACGCCUCGGUUUAUAAAAACAGCAUUCAGGCCCGAACAGCUGCUCUCGAACAGACCCGGCGUCAGAAAGCUGCGUUCAGAGAUAAACAAGAGCGCGCCAAGCUCAUCAGCCACCUCAACCGAAUGGCAAACAGCGGAGGUUUUGGUCAGACUAAUUCACAGGCCCCCGCCGAACAAAAGUACGAGGUCACCGUCCAGGGCAUCCGAUUUGUUGUAGCAAAGAACGGCAGCAAGUUAGUCAGGGUUCCCGGCGAUGUCAACUCGCCCAAGGCCACUCCCAAGAUGGCCGUUAUCGGUGGAGUCAAGUUCUACAGAAGCAAAAACGGGAAUCUGUAUCGUCACGGCGUUGUGAAAGCCCAACGGCAAUCCGGUGCCGUCAAGAAGGUCAAUGUGCCUUGCAAACAGUUUUCCAUGACGGGUGUUUGCAACCAAGGCCCACGCUGCCGCUAUAUCCACGACCCCCACAAAGUUGCCAUUUGCAAGGACUUCUUGCUUCAGGGUGACUGCCCAAACGGCGAGCAUUGCGACCUCUCCCAUGACCCUACCCCCGAGCGCAUGCCGACUUGCUUGCAUUUUGCCCGAGACAGUUGCACCAAGUCAGAUUGCAAGUAUGUCCAUGUUAAGUUGUCCCCAACUGCCAAGGUGUGCCACGAUUUCGGCUUUUACGGCUAUUGCGUAAAGGGUGCUAGCUGCCCUGACCGUCACGCCUUUGAAUGUCCUGACUUCAGCAACACGGGUGUCUGUAAGAAUAAGGGCUGUAAGCUGCCACAUCGGGAGCGGGCCAGUAUGCUUCGCACCAGAGGACUCGGCAGUGGCAGCGGAGGAGGGGCAGAGGACGACGAGAAAAUGGAAGAUGUCUCGAGCGAUGACGAGUCGAUUGACAGCGAUGAUGUCGACUCGGAUGAGGUGGACGAGUUCAUUGGCCAAGAUGAGACAGGCGGUCUCGAUUUCGUGGAGCAGAGGGACUUCAUCGAGCUAUGA